Molecule: messenger RNA, 4559 nt
Organism: Clupea harengus (Atlantic herring)
Lineage: Eukaryota; Metazoa; Chordata; Actinopteri; Clupeiformes; Clupeidae
Gene: ttc7a
Product: tetratricopeptide repeat domain 7A
Biological process (GO): protein localization to plasma membrane; phosphatidylinositol phosphate biosynthetic process
Cellular component (GO): plasma membrane
Molecular function (GO): protein binding
Source: RefSeq, a predicted model, not a curated record
CUUUGAAAGUGAUGCAUCUUUCAUGUAUUCCUGCCUGUUGACGGACUGAAUCGUCAGCAUUCUCAGGCCAAAAUAAUGGCUCACUCUCGCCGAGAAAAUGAGACUGCCAAAUCGCUUUUCCGAAGACUGGAGGUUUUGUUUGGUGUCACAUAGCUAGAACCCUGUAUAGAUGCCUAGAGAACCUCAUAGCCGUCCGCCGUGACUCCACUUGUGUCGGGAGAGUACAGUCAACGAGACAUACCGGGAAUGACCUCCCGAAUAUCUUUCUCGCAGUACCGGUUAGAAGCGGAGAUCGAGAAGUAUCGUGCAGAAUGUCAGUGGGAUAAGAUACCGUCUAUGGUGGAACAACUGGCUGCAGCCCGCUUUCAUGACGACGAUGACUAUGGCACACUGCUAUUGGCUGAAAGUUUGCUGGAGGAGUGUCUUCUGGAGAAUGUGAGUCUAUUACGAUGCUCCACCCCCUUGACAGACCACUCCCACCCGAAACUGGCCCGUGCCAAAGCACAUCUCAACAAUGUCCUGAGCCGGGGACGCAUGGAGCCAAAGUACUUUAACGAAGCCCUCGUCCUAAUGGCCAAAGUGCACUAUGCCCAGGGCCGUUACCGUGACUCCCAGGGCAUGUGUGCCCGUGCGGGCAUCGAUGAGCUGAUGCGUGAUGAGCGGCCCAUCUACCACCUGCGCCUCCUGGCAGAGGCCUUCGUCAUCAAAGGGCUGUCUCUUGACCAUCAGGCCAUGUCUGCAGCGUCUCGUGUCCGUCUGUCAGAGAGAGAUGAGGAGUGUCUUUCCUGCUACCUCAGAGGCUGCGACACAGCUCUGCUCUACUUACAGGAGCUGGACAAGACAGUGAUGACCCCCAGCACUAAGACAGCUAAGACCAGUGUGUCAAUUCCCCCACUUGAGAUGGAGCCUGGAUAUUUCCUACAGGCAGCACUGCAGAGUGCAUACCUCUCUCUACUGCACAAAGGGCACUUGGCUCAGGGGACCCACCAGCUGCGGCGGGUGCUGAGGGUGGUGGAGUCGCGCGGCUCACAGAACUUCCGUAAGGCGGUAGCGAGGCGGUUAGCAGAGGUCUUGCUGAGCUCUGUGAGUGAGGACGGCUACUGGAGCCCCACCGCUCCCCCUCCCCCCGCCUGGCUCAACAAGGAGGGGACCAGCCAGUCUAAAGACAUGAUAUACCCCAGCCCCAGACCCCCCCAGAGAUACUGCACUGACAGCUCUUUCUGCCCUCAGGACGUGGUGGAGGAGGCUGUGCUGCUGUUGCUUAUCACAGAAUCCAUGGCCAGUGCAGACGCGGUACUCAGCCUAGCUCCAGAACACAAGGAAGCCAGAGAGACCAGCAUGUCGGAGGCCUCCUCCAUCUACGACCUGCUGAGCAUCGGCAUGGCCAGGAGGGGGCAGUACGCCAUGCUCUCUGAGUGCUUGGAGCGGGCCAUGAAAUUCUCCUUCAAUGAGUUUCAUCUCUGGUACCAGCUGGGCUUGUCACUCAUGGCGAGUGGGAAGGGUAUCGCUGCUGUAUCAGUGCUGAAAGAAUGUGCCAAGAUGAGACCUCAGGAUCCCACUCCCAGCUUGCUCGCAGCCAAGAUCUGCAUCAACCAACUUCACAUGCUUGAGGAGGGCGAGGCGUUGGCUCAGAGUGUAGUUAUCAUGGCAGAAGAAGCAGGAGAAUCUCUUCCCAGGGCGCACCUGGCUGUGGGACUGUGCUGCAGCUUGAGGGCAUCUGACGCCUCUCUGAAGUUUGAACGGGAUGAAUUCAAUCAACGGGCACUUCAGGAAUUACAGAAGGCUCAUGCACUAGACCCUCAGGAUCCCCAGAUUGCUCUCUACCUCGCCAUGCAGCUUGCACUGGUCAGGCAGGUGUCAGCUGCGAUGGAGCCACUGCAGAUGGCACUGGCUCUGCGCAGCGAUGAGCUGCACUCCCUCCACCUGCUGGUCCUGCUGCUGAGCGCCCAGAAGCACGAGCAGCAUGCCCUCGACACAGUCGCACUUGCCCUCAGCCAGCACCCCGAAAACUUCAAUCUUCUCUUCACAAAGGUGAAACUUGAAGAGGUGGUGUGUGGCACUGCAGUGGCUCUACAGACCUGUGAGGACAUGCUUCAGAUGUGGCAGAGCCGCUAUGACUGUACACGGUCCAGUGAGGCAGAUGACACUAGCAGUAUCCCCCCACCAGAACCUGGCCACCUCAGCCGGAAACCCAGUGGCCUCCAUCUGACCCUACCAGAUUUUCAGGAGACAGAGACUGGUUCUCAGAGUGCUCCCUCAUUGGCUGUCUCCCGUCUGGAGGCCGCAAUGUCUGAGGUGUCAGUGUUAAGCUCCGCCCACAGACAAGGCCCCGCCUACAUCUGGACCACCCUAGAACGCAUAUGGCUGCAAGCAGGCGAGCUCUUUAUGGCUGAGGGCCGUCUGAAGGAGGCCCAGUUCUGCGUGCAGGAGGCCGGCACCCUCUUCCCCUCUUCCCACUCGGUGCUGCUGCUGAGGGGGAGGCUGGCCGAGCAGCGGGGCAACCUCCUGGAGGCCAAGAGCCUCUACGAUGAGGCCGCCGCCAUCAACCCGCACGGACACCAUAUACUACUGCACCUGGGUAAGCUGCUGGUGCGCAUGGGCCGUGUCUCCCUGGGUGAAAAGGUGCUGCGGGACGCGGUGCAGGCUCAGAGCACGUCGCACGAGGCCUGGAGCGGCCUGGGGGAGGCGCUAGAGAGCCGAGGCUGCAACCAGGCUCCAGAUUGCUUCCUCACCGCCCUGGAGCUGGAGGCCAGCUGUCCCAUCAGGCCUUUCACCAUCAUCCCCCGUGAACUUUGACCUCAGACACAUGUAUACUAGGACUGACGAGCAUGUAUAUGCACACACACACACACACACACACACACACACACACACACACAGAAUAUUGAGAAGAGUAUGGACACACCUGCACAUACACACACUGAGAUAAGAAUGCACUUGCACACACACACACACACAGACAGGCGCACUACCAUCUUCCACGAUCACAUGUUAACAUUGACAUAUACACCACUAACUGUACAGCUCUCAUGUACAAUUGGGUAUGCAUACAUACAUAGAUGUAUAGAUGUAAAUGUAUGGGUACACACACACACUUGCAUAUAACGCCACUUCAUGUUGACAGACAUACACACACAGUACACAAUAGUACACAUACAGAAAAACAUAUUGUCAUAUUCAUAUACAACUAUAUAUGUCUUGCUGCUUGUUCACGAUUGACCUCUUGUAUACAUCUGUAUACACACUUAAGACUACUCACAUCUAGCUGUGUAUUCAUCACAGCCUGUCUAUUUCCCCCCCUCUCUGUCUGUCUCUCUCUUCACACACACACACACACAAAGAUUUCCCAUUCUCUCCCAGGAAUUCAUAUAGCCAUAUUUCCCGUCCAUUAAUUCACUUUCGCCUCUCCAGCAAAUCUCUCUGCAUAAUCCCAGAUUAUCUGCAUUUUUAAAGUCCAUUAUCUGUGUGUGGGUUUGUGUUGGUAUGUGUGUAUGUAUGUAUGUGUGCACUACUCUACUGCAGCAGGGCUGCCCUACUCUGGAUCAUGUUUAUGUUGUUGUGACUGUCUCUCUACCCCCCCCCCCCCCCCCAAUACCUCCACCUCUGUCUCUCCUCUCUCCAUAAUGAAUGCUUUUAAAACCAGCCCUCCGUGUGUGUGUGUGUGUGUGUGUGUGUGUGUGUGCGCUCUCUCUCUGUGUCUCAUCCAUGUCACUCACUCACUCACCCAUGCUUAAUCCUCAUCAAUACAUAAAGCUAUCAUGGCAGCACCCCCCCCCCCCCCCCCCCUUCAGUCCCAUGGCAGUAACUGAUCUGGAAGGGCUUAUGUAAUGAAACGUAACGUGGUGGUAGGGGUGCCGGGUUGAGCUGAGCUCUCAGCGUCCCACUCACGGGGCCCGACCACACACAAGCGCUACUGGCCCGGCAUGGGCAGACGGAGUCCGGUUCCCUAGCAGCAGUGCCUUGUUUUUUUAUGGCCAGGGGAGGAUGUGAGGGUAGUUGACCUGGGCUUGCCCUUACAGGAGAAAGAGCAGCUACGGUGAUGUUAGUGUGUGUGUGUGUGCGUGUGUGUGCGUGGUGUUAGAUAUAAUGAGAGCAUUAGAAAAUGAAGGUGUGUGUGUGCGUAUGUAUGUAUGUGCGUAUGUAUGUAUGCAUGUAUUUGAGUGUAUGUUUAUUGAGUUUGCGUGAUUGUGUGUGUGUGCGUGCACGUGUGUCAGGCUUAUUAAACAGAUGACUGAGUCCAUGUCAAUGGUCUACUGGCUGUUAUGUAAUUGUUUUAAGAAUGUCCCUUGAAGCUAAAUGGAUUUAAUUGUCUGAGAACCUGACCUAUACUGCUGUACCAUGAACUGUACCUCUUCCUUCAGCUGAAAGCCCUACUCUUUAUGAGCUGGUUUUUGCAUACAUAACAAAUCUAGCCAAACCCAAAGAUGCAUCAAGGUUUAAAUAUGACAUUUUGGAAAACAACUGAUUCUAAAAUGCAUUAAUUACCAGUUGAGCUAUCGGUUUGGGGUUUUACUUAUCGGUUUUGGUGGUUGGAAAAUAAAGUAAACAAAUGAAUGAUU